Sycon ciliatum is the source of this 844-nucleotide messenger RNA. RefSeq names its product platelet endothelial aggregation receptor 1-like. NCBI's taxonomy places the organism in Eukaryota, Metazoa, Porifera, Calcarea, Leucosolenida, Sycettidae. The record is from RefSeq and is a predicted model, not a curated record. Bases 338 to 844 code for a protein of 168 amino acids. The transcript has 4 exons.
GAGUGGUGGCCACUUCAAAGCGUAAUGUCCAAUCAAUGCAGGGUUGCCAUUGUCCAACUGGCCUCCUGGUGAUGAGCGACACAGCGAAGAAACAACAGUCACUAAGCUUGUCCGGGGAGUAAUGCUCGCCGCGGAGUGGGGGCGCAGUCAUCAUGGUAGUGUCACAGUGUAGGGGACCUAUCGGCUCCGAUAACGACGGUUACGUGGAAAGUCGGAAAUGUCUCGGACGACAAAUAACGACGGAAGCAGUUGUUAGUGAAGGAGCGGAAUCAAUCUCCUCCGCCCCGAUGGUAGUUUAUCCGAACCUGUCGUUGUGUUUCAGAUACGGAGAUAGGCCAUGGCUUGGUCAUCUGCGGCCAUGAAGGUCGUCGUAGCAGGUGGAUUUCUGAUCCUAUGCUGCUCACCCACUAUUUGCGUGUCUCGAGGGGCACCCGACAGCGUGGCGGCACCACAAUCGAAACGAGAUCGGAGAGCUAUCGAUGAUUGUCAGCCUAAUUGUCCGAAUUGUCUCAAUGAGAACUGUACUUGUACUGAAAAAUGCCGGUCCGGUUGUGUGCCAAACAUGAAAGGAGAGAAAUGUAGCGAAGUAUGCGAUUGCGGAGAUACGAUGGUCUCAAAUGGGUGUUUACUGACUGGUCAGUGUAUAUGUCUGAAAGGUGCAAGGAAUAGAAAUGGAGAUAGCAAUCAAACUUGCGAACCGUGCCCGCAAGAUAUGUAUGGCGUGAACUGCGAAGAGCAGUGCAGAUGCAAAGCAGGAGAAAUGUGCGACCCAGAAGAUGGUUGCAUCAGCACCGUGCCACCAGGGCGAGCAACGACUGCAGGCUGCACGGGCAGAGAAGGGUAA